Molecule: messenger RNA, 255 nt
Organism: Echinostoma caproni
Lineage: Eukaryota; Metazoa; Platyhelminthes; Trematoda; Plagiorchiida; Echinostomatidae
Source: the annotation of a GenBank genome assembly
AUGAGUCCCGAGAAAAUAGAAUCUUUCCGUCAAUUUACCGGGGCGGAUGCUGAAACUGCCAGAUCUUUUCUAAACCUUUGUGAAGACAACUUAGAAAUGGCCGUUGGUCUGUACAUGGAUGAUCCGAACUCCUGCAGUUCUAAUACAAAUAUGGCUCCCGUUCUGGAAGAAUAUCGCAGUCCAAUCCCACAACGAACCGAAAGAUUGAUCCCGGUAGAUGUGCCUAUAUGUGAGUAUGCAAGCGCUAAGGGAUAG